AUGAAUCAACCAUCUAAGGUUCGAAAAUUAACAUGUCAACCAUUUAAGGUUUCAAAAUAAACAUAAAUCAACCAUCUAAGGUUCCAAAAGGACAUAAGUCAACCAUUUAAGGUUCGAAAAUUAACAUGUCAACCGUUUAAAGUUCAUAUACAGGGUUAUCCAAAUUAAGUGUCCACCAUUAGUAACUUUGUUAUUAGUGAAAAUACAAAUAAAAUAACAUUUUUUUUAAAUGGAAACCCCUGUAUAUUAUAUUUUUUUCUGUUAAAGCAUCAAAUUUUAAACAAAAAAGUUCAUAAUGACU
Acanthoscelides obtectus is the source of this 301-nucleotide messenger RNA. The record is from the annotation of a GenBank genome assembly. NCBI's taxonomy places the organism in Eukaryota, Metazoa, Arthropoda, Insecta, Coleoptera, Chrysomelidae.